Alligator sinensis (Chinese alligator) is the source of this 2253-nucleotide messenger RNA. RefSeq names its product ubiquitin like 3 (gene UBL3). Lineage: Eukaryota; Metazoa; Chordata; Crocodylia; Alligatoridae. The transcript is spliced from 5 exons. Gene Ontology annotation, molecular function: protein binding. The record is from RefSeq and is a predicted model, not a curated record. The coding region runs from base 154 to 507 and encodes 117 amino acids.
AGACGCGGGGCAGAGGAGCCCGCCCCGCCACCCCGCGCAGCUGCCUGCCCCCGGCCCCGAGCCUCCGUCGCCGCCCGCGCGCCCCGCAGUUGGGACCUCGCCGCCGCCUCGGCUUCUCCCCGACUUGUGCUGAAGCCUCCGCGGAGCAGCAAGAUGUCCAGCAGCGUCCCGGCGGACAUGAUAAAUUUGCGCCUCAUUUUGGUAAGUGGGAAAACGAAAGAGUUCUUGUUUUCACCAAACGACUCAGCUGCAGAUAUCGCAAAGCAUGUAUAUGACAACUGGCCAAUGGAUUGGGAAGAAGAACAGGUCAGCAGUCCAAAUAUUCUGCGGCUUAUUUAUCAAGGACGGUUUCUUCAUGGCAACGUGACACUAGGAGCAUUAAAACUUCCUUUUGGCAAGACAACAGUGAUGCAUUUGGUGGCUAGAGAGACGUUGCCAGAGCCAAACUCUCAAGGUCAGAGGAACCGUGAAAAAACUGGAGAGAGCAAUUGCUGCGUGAUCCUGUAAAACCUGUUUGCUUUAUUUGCUAAGUAUGAUGUAAUAUAGUCUUUGUCUUUCAUGCUGCUGGAAUAGAAGAGGCCCAACUUUGCUUCAGACACCUUUAGGAAGAUCCUGUCUGUAAAUCCAUGGAACUGAAAUAUUACAUAUGAACACUGUCCUCUAGUCCCUGUGGGGUUUUUGGGGUUUGUUUGUUUUGUUUUUUUUUAAGGAGAAAGAUCUGUGAUCAUUUUCAUUAUGAGUUUUUAAUUUCUACGUUUUUGUUUGAAUAAUCUUAAUACAUCAGUUAUUGGAUGCAUUCAGUCUCCGGAAAAGGUAAUGUGUUCUUUUCCACAACAGGAAUUGUUUUUCUGCCACACAAAUCUUCAUUAACCGGAACUAACCAGUCAAGCUUUCUAGAUGCAAUUUGCACUAAAAAUGGUUGACAAUAUACUUCACAUCAACAAUCUUGAACAAUAUCUGAGACACCUAGAAAUAAUUUACAGUAUGUAUUACAGCACUGGAAAGUGAUAUCCAUAAUUUUAAAAAGCUCAUUAAUGGCCAAAUCAAAGGAAAAACUGUUUAAGUCGAUUCUACCUAAGUCAACCUUUGUGGCCAAACUGGCACAAAAUACUAACUAAACCCAGUUGAACUAUAUAUAUUUUCACUGCAACAAACAAAAAAACUAUGUGCCUGGAAUUUAAAAGCACUCUGUAGAGGGCUGUUGAAACUAAUUUUUUUUCAUUAUGUGCACUCUUAUCUUGUGCGUUAGUUGAGUGCUUGUUCAUACAGCACAAACAAAUGCAGAGAGUGCAUUUCCUAGCCUUAAUAUGGGAGGGGUAAUUUCCUGUAGUUCAUAGGCUUUUAUUAUUGUGCAUAAAUAUUAGAAGACCUCAUUUACUAAUCAAUUUUAUGUAUUCGAAUAUCAGCAGUUGACGUUUUUCAGUCAUUCUUACUCAUCUGUACUUUAGUGUUCAGUGUCAUGCUUACUCAGUAGAGACUUCAAACGAAUUAUUCAAAUUUAAAAAACAAAAAAAAAAAGAAGAAACCUCUGCCAUAGUACUAGUUUUGUUUCUUUAUGUAAUCUGCAUUUGGUAUUAGUGCUUGCAGUUGUAUUAAAAUCAGAAGCUGAUUUUUAAAGGCAUACAUAAUUAAAAAGGAUGCCAUUCUUUUAUUUCAUAUCAAUAAUUUAAAGGUUGAUAUGCUAAAGAAAUUUGCACAGCACUAAAGCAUGAGCUAGUUUCAUCUAAACCUGUAAAAAAAAUAAAAUAAAAAAACCAAAAAAAAUAAAAGAUUUUAUAUUUUUUCACUAGGGAGGAAUUAAAAACUUCCUGGCUGAAAUUACAAAUAUGUGUAGAAUAUAUUUAAUAAAAAUCUUUAAAAAAUACAUAACUAUAGGACUUAAAUAUAGAUUGGCGUGUAGUAUAAUAGAACAAUAUUCCAUAUAAAUAGCUUUAGCCUUCAAAAAAUGAGUCACAGGUUGACAUUGUGUUCUGUACUUAAUAAGUGUCCACAGCCCUUACGGAUGUUCUGUGUAAUUGUUUUUUCGAAUGAUCAACAUCAUUCAAAUGUAAUCAGGUUAUUUUAUCCAUUGUUAUCGCUUUGACAAAAUGCUUUAUAUGCAGUAGGUCUACAAAAUACUGUUCAUACUGAUCAGAAUUAAAUUUGUAUAGAGCAGAGUUUUAAAACAAAUUGUAAAUAGCACUAAACAUUUUCUUUCUGCAACCUGUACUGAUAGAUUCUUCUGUAAACUAAAUAAAAGAAUAUUGUAGUGCA